Molecule: messenger RNA, 1397 nt
Organism: Owenia fusiformis
Lineage: Eukaryota; Metazoa; Annelida; Polychaeta; Sabellida; Oweniidae
Source: the annotation of a GenBank genome assembly
AAUUGGGCACACCAUAUUUGAUUCCUGUCCACCAUCAGCAAUUCGGUAAUUGAGCUUAAUUGACUUCACAUCCCUUUGUAUAACAACACACAUGAAAGAAUUCAAUAAUUCAUGACUCCGUGAUGAUGAUACCAUUGUCUGAUGUUUCACCAUUGUUGUCAAGUCAAUAUUAUAUAAAGGGGAUCCCAAAACAUCUAAAAAUAAAUGAGAUUGUAAUAUACUGGAAUGCAGAAAGCACACACCCAAAUGCAAUAACAUCUCUUUGUUCUGAGCAACUAUUGCCAUAACAGUUUUUCAAGUGUGUUUCGAUUUUGUGAUUAGUAAAGAUAUGCGACAAAAUAUUAAUAAUCAGAGAGUUAUAUAGCCAGAUAGAUGAGUUUGAUGAACAGAAUGGAGAUCAUCAAUUUUAACAUUGGUGGAACAAAAUUCAGCACAACUCUCCCAACAUUAAAGAAACUUCCAAACACGAGGUUGUACGACCUUGCCGUUCAUAUUGAUGAGGAAAAGCAGAAACAGAAAGGGAUUGCUGCACAAGAUUUAGCGAGCGAGUUAGAAAAUGAAACCAUACUUCCCAAUGCUGUCAUUGUAGAUGAUAUAGAGAAAAGAAUAUCUGAUUUGAAAGUAGCCUCAAAUCACAAACGUGACCAACCAACAGAUAAUUUAAAAUAUAUCAAAACCAGUGAUGGUGAAUACUUCUAUGAUCGAGAGCCAGAAGUAUUUCGAUGUGUGUUGAAUCUCUACAGAACUGGACACUUACAUAUUCCGAAUUCAUUAUGUACACCAAUGGUUCGUCUUGAAUUAAAGUUCUGGCAGAUUGAGGAAUUGGUCUUGGCCCCAUGUUGUCUGAGUUCAUACAAACAGUUUGACGAUGCAAAAGACAUCAUUAAGGAGAUUGAGAACUUCUUCCAAGAAGAUGUUCAUGAAAAAGUUAACUAUGAUAAAUGUGGCUAUUCAACCCAGAGGGUACGGAUUGCAGUUUGGAGGUUCAUGACACAGCCUAAUUCUUCAACUGCUGCAAAGGUGUGGUUGUUAAUCCAGUGGCUGAUUAUUAUUGGGUCAUUCGUCAUUGUUGCCAUGGAAACUGUUCCAGCUGGGAGGGCCCCAAGACUAAUGUUUUAUAAUCAAACAGUGUAUAACUAUAUAUUGUUAGACAAAUCAAUGCGGAUUAGUAUGACAGAUCUUGAUUCUGUUUUAUAUUUCACAGAUACUGCACUGAUGUUUUUCAUGCUUUUAGAGUUUAUUAUAAAAUUGCUAUGUGCUCCUAAUCAAUUGAAAUUUCUGAAGUCUGCAAGCACAGUAUGUGACAUACUAGCUGUUAUUCCUCAUUUUGUGACAUUUCUGAUUAUUUUCAUCAGUCCUAUAGUUUUGGCUAAUGAUGCUGUCUUGACUUUGUUCAG